AUGGAGUUCCAGAACUGUGUGGGAUCCUGCGUGUGCACCCCUGGUGCUCAUAACCCUGAGGUGCUUGCCCUCCAGCUGGGCUGUGUGAAAAGGAAAAGGGAAGAGCCAGGGGGUUUGCCCCUUUGCACACACCUUAGUCUUCCUCCUCCCUUCCUUGUUUCCCCUCUGAGCGACUUGCAUUCCCUGAAUGUGUCUUAUGCAGAAGGCUGUCCACAGCCGCCGACUCCCCUCCCCACUGUGUGGCUGCAGCUCUUAUGCCGGCAGGGCUGCCCACAGGCUCUGCCCACAGGAGAGCCCAGCUUCUUCUCCCCCUGGCCAUGGGACAGGCCUGUGCUUGUGGAGUACUGGCUGGAGCUGCCCUCAGGCAGAGGUGGUGCUGCUGCUAGUGGACAACAAGGUUUCCAGCAUGAUUAUUGCUAUGACCGAUGGAACAAUGAUGAAACAUCCAUUUUUGGACACUCUCAAAGAACUGAAAGGACUUGGAGCCUGGGGGCCACCAUUUAUGUGGCUGAUUAUAGGAAAGACCUGAUAACAGCAAUUGCAGACAGCCCUGACCAUGUGUUUGCAGUGGAGAAUGGCUUCAAGGCCCUGAGAAGCACUGUUGAUGCUCUCACAUCAAAGACCUAUCUUGAAGCUAUGUUGGUGGAGCCUUCCUCUGUGUGUGUAGGAGACCCCGAAUCCUACCAUGUGGUUAUUCAUGGAAAUGGCUUUCAGACUCUAAAGAAACAAGAUGAAGUUAUUUGCAGAUUUAUCUUCAAACGAAAUUUCCUUUUAAAUGAACAUCCAAUCAGUAUGGACAAGACUUCCAAAACUUGCCCUGGACCAAAGACAGAAAAACCUGGCAGGAGGGAGUACUUUAUUGAAGUCAGCUUGAACAAUGGCAAAACAUUCUUCAAGAGCAUUGUCAGCGUCACCAGCAGCACAUGUGGCAUUUUUCGCAACUGGCUCUAUUUUGUGCCACCCCUGCUGCUUGCACCACUGCUACUGUGUUGUGUCUGGUGGCUGUGCUGCAAGAAGGCAAGUGAUUUUUCCCCACCCAGCCCUGGGGCCCAGGGCUGCCUCAACAAUCGGGACUUCUGGAAGCCUCAGAUGGACAAGGGCCAGGAGGCAGCCUCUGUGUGGAGGGAGGAAGACAGGGUCCCCCCUGAGGUCCUGAUGGCCCAAAUGGAGGACGAGCAGGAGAUACCACCAUUUCCACCACCACAACUUCUGCACCCACUGCCUCCGCCCCCAGCUCCUGUAAACACCUGCCCCACUGAUUGUUGCUGUGGGUGUCAAGGAGUGUGCGGGAUGAGAGGGGUAGAGGGCAAUCUGGAUACCUUUUGUGACCUCUCUCACCCAAGCUGCCGCCAGGUGCCAUGGAUGUGGUGUCAGCACACGGGCCAGGGGAGGUACCUCAGCUUAGCCCUUGCACAGUCCCAAUGCACACAUGGUCCCUGCUGCCCAAGAAUCUGCUUUCCACACAGCCAGGAGUGCCUUUCCCUAACAGGCUCCCUGCCGCCCAAGGAUGUGCCUGAGACACAGCCCGGAGUACUUUUCCCAAAGACUCUGCAACGCGAAGAGCUGCCUUCAACCCAGCUGGGAGUGCCUCCCCAUCUCUCAGGCACCCUGCAGAACCCCCUUUGUCACUGCCUCCCCCAGAGCUCAACUUCUAAGGCACCAAACACCCAAGAUUAA
Molecule: messenger RNA, 1677 nt
Organism: Mandrillus leucophaeus (drill)
Lineage: Eukaryota; Metazoa; Chordata; Mammalia; Primates; Cercopithecidae
Gene: ANTXRL
Product: anthrax toxin receptor-like
Cellular component (GO): membrane
Molecular function (GO): signaling receptor activity
Source: RefSeq, a predicted model, not a curated record